Phacochoerus africanus (Common warthog) is the source of this 1054-nucleotide messenger RNA. RefSeq names its product ER membrane protein complex subunit 3 (gene EMC3). The record is from RefSeq and is a predicted model, not a curated record. Bases 167 to 952 code for a protein of 261 amino acids. Gene Ontology annotation, cellular component: EMC complex; membrane. The transcript has 8 exons. Gene Ontology annotation, biological process: protein folding in endoplasmic reticulum. NCBI's taxonomy places the organism in Eukaryota, Metazoa, Chordata, Mammalia, Artiodactyla, Suidae.
UGGCCCGGCGUGGGGGAAGGGAGUGAGGGCCGAGGCUACCGUGGUGGGUCCCCCGCCAAGCUGGUUAAGGGGAGUGAGAAGGCCCGGAGACUAACUCGACGAGAAACCCCGCGCCCCGGGAAAAAGAAACCCGGCUACACCCGCAGGCCGCCGGCGCUCUGUGAAGAUGGCGGGGCCUGAGCUACUGCUCGACUCCAACAUCCGCCUCUGGGUGGUCCUGCCAAUCGUUAUUAUCACCUUCUUCGUGGGCAUGAUCCGUCACUACGUGUCCAUCCUGCUGCAGAGCGACAAGAAGCUCACCCAGGAACAAGUCUCUGACAGUCAAGUCCUAAUUCGAAGCAGAGUCCUCAGGGAAAAUGGAAAAUACAUUCCCAAACAGUCAUUCUUGACACGAAAAUAUUACUUCAACAACCCAGAAGAUGGAUUUUUCAAAAAAACUAAAAGGAAGGUUGUGCCACCUUCUCCUAUGACUGAUCCCACUAUGCUCACAGACAUGAUGAAAGGCAAUGUAACAAAUGUCCUCCCUAUGAUUCUUAUUGGCGGAUGGAUCAACAUGACGUUUUCAGGCUUUGUCACAACCAAGGUACCAUUUCCACUGACCCUCCGUUUUAAGCCUAUGCUACAGCAAGGAAUUGAGCUACUCACAUUAGAUGCAUCCUGGGUGAGUUCUGCAUCCUGGUAUUUCCUCAAUGUUUUUGGGCUUCGGAGCAUUUACUCCCUGAUUUUGGGCCAAGAUAAUGCUGCUGACCAAUCACGGAUGAUGCAGGAGCAAAUGACUGGAGCAGCUGUGGCCAUGCCCGCAGAUACCAACAAAGCCUUUAAGACAGAGUGGGAAGCUUUGGAGCUGACAGAUCACCAGUGGGCACUAGAUGAUGUCGAAGAGGAGCUCAUGGCCAAAGACCUCCACUUCGAAGGCAUGUUCAAAAAGGAACUACAGACCUCUAUUUUCUGAAGACCAAGCAGGGGUUAGCUGUGUCAGGGACUCAGAGUAGCACUUAACUUUGUAACUUUUGUUUGAGCCAGAGCCCCUCAGAAUAAAAAGGUGGAUGCAUGA